AUGAAAAUAAGCAGUUUUUUUGCAAUUAUUUUUACUCUUGCAUCUAAGAUUAGAGCUGAAUGUUCAAGCGGAUAAAUAUUUAAUCUAGUUUCAUAAUAGUGUUUCCCAUGCUCAAGCAGCUGCUAAGAUUGUUUUAGUACUAGUUCAGACUCGUGCAUAAGCUGCCCUCUUAAUUUUUAUAAAAGUAAUUUAAAUUCUUCUACAUGCGUUUAAAACUGCGAAGUUGGAGAAAUAUAAGCAGAUAACUAAUAUUGUAUUAAAUGCUAGAUUGUAGGAUGUAUUAAAUGUGAUUCUAAAUAAAAUUGCUUACAAUGCAGUCCUAAUUUAUACUUUGAUAAGGAUAAGAAUGAGUGUUCAUUAAAACCAAAAAUUUGUUAAUCUGAAUGGGAUUUUAUCUAAGAGCCUUUUACAGAAUAAUAGUGUAUAAAUAGUUGCCCAAGCUCUUACUAUCCAAAUUAAAAAACAUAAAUAUGCGAAAAAAUUAGCUAAUGUAUUCAAAUUAACGAGAGUCCUCCAUUACUCACUGAAAAAGUUUUUGAAUUAAACUAAUUUAAUCAAGAUUACUACCUCAUUAGAGCAAAUUCAUGUUAUUUUGCUCUUGUGGAUUAAAAUUUUUAGAUAAUUUACAUAGAAAUAUUUUAAGAUAUGCCAGACUUUUAGUAUAAAUAUAUGUCUACUGGAGAGGAAAAAGUAUAAAAGAGUUUUAUUUUGGAAGAAUAUGGAGGCUGCUUAGCUAAUAGUACUAUAAAAGUGAUGAAUUUUAUCACAAAGCAAAUUGUUUUUGAAUAAACUGAUUUAGAUUAGGACUACUAUAUUUUUGCUGGUUCUUAUUAGGUAGCAAUUUUAUAAGAAGAUAGAUCUCUAAAAUUUUUAGAAACCUAAUUAGAAUUUUCAGACAAUUUAACUAUUAUGUAAUCAACUUAGAUGUAUUAAUAUUUAAUUAGCAUCUUUUCUGAUUAUUUGGAAGGACAAACAUCAGUUUAUAAGCAAGUAUACUUAAAUGAUACUAAUUUCUAAAUCACAUUAUUAGAAAAAUUUGCUAUAACAAAUGAUAUAUUUUACAGUGUCAGAUUAAGUGGAAUAAGUACUAAAUAUAACUAUUGCUAACUAGAUAAAUGA
Molecule: messenger RNA, 1119 nt
Organism: Tetrahymena thermophila SB210
Lineage: Eukaryota; Ciliophora; Oligohymenophorea; Hymenostomatida; Tetrahymenidae
Exons: 4
Source: RefSeq, a predicted model, not a curated record